CAGCGAAGUCUCCACGAUAACAUUAUUCCAAUUAACUCAUCAAUUCCAUCCUCACCACCAUCACAAAACCCUCCCUCCAGUCAAACUCCCAAAACACAACUUCAAUCCCAAUUGUUGUAUAUGAUAAUCCUCCAUUCGAUCAACAAUUCAUAAUGGGCAAAGGAGCCGGGUGUUGCCCGAGCAAAAACAGAGCACCCUCUGUUAUUCAAUCAGAACCUGAUCCAAUUCAAACUCCAGAAACCCAUUCCGAUCACUCAAUUCCAAUCGAACCGGUUGUCGAACCCCGAAAACUGAGAAUAUUCAUAGUGUUUUAUUCAAUGUACGGGCAUGUUGAGAGUCUAGCAAGGAAUAUAAAGACAGGAGUUGAGGAAAUUGAUGGGGUUGAAGGGGUGUUAUUUCGGGUGCCGGAAACGUUGUCGUUUGAGACUUUGACGGCGAUGAAGGUUCCGGUGAAAGGUGAUGAUGUGCCGGAGAUAUUGCCGGAGGAAUUGGUGGAGGCUGAUGGGUUGUUGUUUGGGUUUCCGACGAGGUUCGGGUGUAUGUCGAGUCAAAUGAAGGCGUUUUUCGAUUCGACUGGUGGGUUGUGGCGGGAGCAGAAGCUUGCCGGAGUUCCGGCCGGUUUUUUUGUUAGUACCGGGACGCAAGGAGGUGGUCAAGAAACUACGGCAUGGACGGCGAUUACACAAUUAGCGCACCACGGGAUGCUAUAUGUUCCAAUCGGGUAUACAUUUGGGGCCGGAAUGUUCAAAAUGGACUCGAUCCGAGGUGGUUCCCCGUACGGCGCUGGAGUAUAUUCGGGGGACGGGACUAGAGAGCCGAGUCAAAGAGAACUUGAACUUGCGCAACACCAGGGUAAAUAUAUGGCCAUGAUCGUCAAAAGAUUUGGGUCUCACCCAACAUAAUGAAGAAAAGACUAAUAUGGAAAAUGUACAUCUUUUAGUACACAAGAUAUAAGUUUUACUACAAAUAUUUAAUUAUUGUUUUGGAAAACGGGUUAGUGAUGUAAAAGUAAAACCCUUUCCAAUUGCCAUUUAUUUGUCACCCAAUUUGUUGAUUUUGUGUGUGUGUUGAUAAGAACAUUCCAUAAAAUAGAAGAGUCGUAUCAUGUAUUUUUUAUUUUUUUUCUUUUAUUAUACUUGUAAUUUUUUA
This is a messenger RNA of Helianthus annuus (common sunflower), 1149 nucleotides long. Its product is annotated as probable NAD(P)H dehydrogenase (quinone) FQR1-like 1. Lineage: Eukaryota; Viridiplantae; Streptophyta; Magnoliopsida; Asterales; Asteraceae. Bases 153 to 902 code for a protein of 249 amino acids. The record is from RefSeq and is a predicted model, not a curated record. The transcript is spliced from 2 exons. Gene Ontology annotation, molecular function: NAD(P)H dehydrogenase (quinone) activity; FMN binding.